Molecule: messenger RNA, 900 nt
Organism: Westerdykella ornata
Lineage: Eukaryota; Fungi; Ascomycota; Dothideomycetes; Pleosporales; Sporormiaceae
Product: glycoside hydrolase/deacetylase
Exons: 2
Coding region: 1-900 (299 amino acids)
Biological process (GO): carbohydrate metabolic process
Molecular function (GO): hydrolase activity, acting on carbon-nitrogen (but not peptide) bonds
Source: RefSeq, a predicted model, not a curated record
AUGGCAGCGUCCCUGGGUCGUUGUCUGCUUGUGUCUCUAUUUGCUCUAUCGCAAUGGAGUCCCAAUUCCCUCGUCGCCGCUUCACCUCGUCCCCAUGCCCAACCCAAUGGUGAGAGCAACAUUGUCAAGCGGGCAGUUCCGUACGGCGAGUUGAUCUACGGUUGCGAUGUUCCCGGGGUGAUUGCUCCGGCCUUUGAUGAUGGGCCGUGGAUUUACACUGAGGAUAUUCUGGAUCGGAUGGAAGCGGCCAACUUCAAGGCGACGUGGUUCAUCAACGGGCAGAACAAGGACAAUAUCUACAAGUAUAACGCUACGUUGAAGCGGAUGAUUGCUUUGGGGCAUCAGAUCGGGUCGCACACCUGGUCCCACAAAGACCUCGCGACCCUCACCCCCACCGACACCGCCCUCCAAAUGACCCAACUCGAAGAAGCCCUCGUCAACAUCCUGGGCUACAUGCCGACCUACAUGCGCCCGCCCUUCCUCUCCUACAACCAAGCCGUCCUCGACGUCAUGCGCGACCUGCAAUACGUCGUCAUCAUCGGCGACCUCAACACGCGCGACUGGGCGUACCAGUCAGCCACGGAGAUCGAGAACGCAAAGCAGCUCUUCGUCACCGGGCUCGAUCAGGGCUUCACUAUCGUCGAGGCGCACGACCAGGAGGAGUGGACGCACGGCGUGCUGAUCGAUUUCAUGAUUCAGACGGUGCAGCAACGGGGCCUCGUUACGGUGCCCGUGGGCGCGUGCAUGGGGCAGAGUCCGAGUGAGUGGUAUAGGACGGCGAGGGCGCCGCCGCCGAGCGGGACUGUAGGAAUCCCCCUUUUCCUUUGCUCUUUUUUCUCCACUUCUCCCUUCUUCGGUUUUAGCUUUCUAUCUCCUUUGACCUGCGGAAUUCAAGGCUAA